AUGUUGACUGUAGUAGCCAGUCGUCUGCUGGUUGCCGCGCUGCGCAACAAAGUCCGUCGUCUGCUGUCGGAAACAGAUCUCAUGAAGAAGUGGAAACUACUCCAUGCUAGGACACCAGAAGAUAUGCCCCAGAGCGUCCUCGCUGACCUUGCAGGAAAGAUUCCCCUGGAAGAUAAAUGGCAGCAAGUGGGAACCAAUGAUGCGCCACUGAUGGCGUUUACCACGGAGUGGUCAAAGAGGUACUUCGACAACAAGGAGCUGUCUGAGGCAGCAUGCGGCUUGGGGACCAAGUCACGUUUCGUCUACACUCAAGAGCCUUCUGCGAGUGGGUUUCUUGUGGUCACGCGGUUCGAGCACCAGCCGGCGACGAGGAUGUGCGAGCGAAAGAGCAACCAGGAACAGCCCGAGUUGACGCGACUUCAGAAGCCUGCCGAGAUACCCGCAGACAAGGUUGCACCCACUCCUCCGAAGCCAAUCGCUCUCCCGCCGGAUAAACUGAAAAUCUUCGAGGCGUUUAAGCAGCAGCUUCGAUCUGGGAAGGAUGCAGUACCCGAGAAGGCUCUCGAGCAGCUCAAGCCGGUCCGCUUUGAAACAAAUCGAAAAAAUCCCAAGUGCCCAGAAAUCGAUUCAACUAUCAGUGACUGCCAGGCUGAAUGCAGCCUCGGAGCAUCAUACUCCUUCUCAGUCAGACAGAAUGGCGGCGACUGUGAAGUCAAGGCGGAGAAGCAAAAGUGCAUUGGACUGUCUGAAUGCAAGAAUUUAUCGCAGAAAUGGAAAAUGCUUCGACAGCAGCCGCCCGCGUCUAUGCCAGCUUCCCAUGUCGAGGAUUUGGCUCGCUUGCUCCCGAAUUCCAUUCCCAUGAGAGCCCGUAGGCGGCCAGGAAACCUAUGUGCAGUCUUCAACACACAGCUCUCAGGCCGGUAUGCUUUGGACGGAAGCCCUCUCUCUACGGACUGCGGAGAGGGCUACCGCCGAUACGCAGCGGGAGGCUUUUUGUCCGAUGGGAAGUGCUUCUUCUCAUUCGGAUUGGUCGAGGAGAGCUCCAUAUGCGCGGUAAAUGACGACGAAUUCGAUGACGGGAUGCUUCGAAAGCACAACGAAAUCCGAGGGAAAUAUGGUGUGCCGCUACUGAAGUUUGAUCCUCGACUUAAGAAAUUCGCCGAGUAUUGGGCAGACAGACUGAACGAGGAGCACGAAUGCGAGCUCUACCACUCAACACCAUCAAUACACCGAGCACUCGUCGAAGGCUUUGAGAACGUUGGCGAGAAUCUCGCGGUCCAGUGCGUCGGGGGUAAUCUUCGGUGGCAAAAAGUCGUGCAGGAUUGGUUCAGCGAAAUUCUGUGCUAUAGAUAUGGAAAGGUGGGGAACGCCUGUACUGCAGACAAACUUCCAAAGUGUGACAACAAAUUCCACGACGAGGGUGUCAUGGUCGGGCACAUGACUCAGAUGAUGGCGGAUCUGUCAACACACGUAGGCUGUGCUUAUCGAAUCUGUCAGUCGUCAUGCCGUACGGCCAGCAGCCCCACCAGGAAGUUCCUUAUUGUCUGCAAUUAUGGCCCAGCUGGCAAUAUCGUUGGGACCCACCCUUUCAGCAAGACUGUGGCGGAAAAAUUACAAAGACAGCUUCCAGGCGCGGCGCUCCUGCCAGAAGCUGAGGAAGACGACGCCAGCCAGAAGAAGUGCCAAGAACGGCAUCGGCAGUUCAAACGGCAGAAGCCAAAGGAAAAGCUGUGA
Molecule: messenger RNA, 1734 nt
Organism: Besnoitia besnoiti
Lineage: Eukaryota; Apicomplexa; Conoidasida; Eucoccidiorida; Sarcocystidae
Product: SCP family extracellular subfamily protein
Exons: 12
Coding region: 1-1734 (577 amino acids)
Cellular component (GO): extracellular region
Source: RefSeq, a predicted model, not a curated record